This is a messenger RNA of Eutrema salsugineum, 681 nucleotides long. RefSeq lists its product as uncharacterized. The record is from RefSeq and is a predicted model, not a curated record. NCBI's taxonomy places the organism in Eukaryota, Viridiplantae, Streptophyta, Magnoliopsida, Brassicales, Brassicaceae. The coding region runs from base 51 to 563 and encodes 170 amino acids. The transcript is spliced from 4 exons.
UUCCGAGAUUUUGAUUCUGGAGUGAAGUGAGAGACUGAGAUUGAUUAGAGAUGGACGAUUCAGGAGCGAUUCUAUGUCAAAUCUCCGUUUACAAGGACAUGCUUGAUCAGGUCAAUUUGGAAAUCGAGGCGAACAUUCAGGUGACGCGAGAGAUCGAAUCAGAGAUCGUAAGAUGUUCUGAGAUGGAAUCGACUCUCUCUUUCAAAGAAGCUGAGCUCACUAGAUCGUUCCUUGCUUCUCAGUUCGAAAUCAGCGGCUUGAUCUCCGUAACAGCCGAUUCAAGAAACUCUCUGAAGCUACUCGAGGAUGAGAUUUGUCGCCUGAGAAGUGAACACUGUGAGCUACUCAGAAGGCUUACAGAGAAACGGGAAGGUUUUGUGAAGAAAUGCUUUGAAUUUCAGAGGGAUGUUUCUGUUGAUGAAGAUAAUGAAUUAAGGAGUUUAUUGUCGGAGAGGGAGUCUCUGGAAAAUGAAGCUCGAAUGUUAGAGGAGAAGAACACAACUGUGAAGAACUCGAUUUUGGCUUACAUGGAAGAUGAAAUGUGGAAUCUUUUGUCUGAUUAGUUUCUGGAAUGAUGAAAGUUUAGCCUUUGGAUUGGAAUAUAAGUACUGGAGUGAUGAUACUUUAGCCAUUUGAUAAGUUUUCUGGAAUGAUGAAAGUUUAUUUAUUUGAUUAGUUUCU